CUAUUUGUCUAUAUAUAAGGCAGACAGCUAGACACGGAGGCCACACGGCGCAGAGGAGUGCAGUGCAGGAACAGAGGGAGAGAGCGGCAGCAGUCAACGCUCCAGAGAACGGAACGCCGAGAAGGCACCGCCGGCGACGCGCGCGACAUGGACACUGGACGGCGGCGGCGGCUGUGCCCAGGGGUGGCUGUGGCCGCUCUCCUGUUCUUCCCCGUGUUCUUCGGGAGCCAGCAGGCGGCGGCGGCGGCGGCGGCGGCGUACGGCGAGGCUUCAGGCGCCGCCGGCAUGACGGCGCUGCAGAAGCACGCGGCUUUCUUCGACCGGGACAACGACGGCAUCGUCUCCCUCUCCGAGACAUACGACGGGCUACGGGCGCUCGGACUCGGAGCUGGCCUCUCCAGCUUGAGCGCGGCCUUCAUCAAUGGCGCCCUUUCCUCCAAGACCAGACCUGGUGAUGCAACGUCACCACGCUUAUCUAUCUACAUAGAAAACAUCCACAAGGGGAUUCAUGGAAGCGAUUCAGGCACUUAUGACUCUGAAGGAAGGUUCGUUCCUGAAAAGUUUGAAGAGAUAUUCACCAAGCACGCCAAGACCGUGCCUGACGCUUUGACAUCGGAUGAGAUAGACGAGAUGCUCCAAGCCAACCGAAAGCCCAAUGACUACUCCGGAUGGGUUGGAGCAACAGCAGAGUGGAAGAUGCUGUACAGACUCGGCAAGGACAAGGACGGGCUUCUGCACAAGGACGCCGUGAGAGGCGUCUACGACGGAAGCCUGUUUGCCAAGCUGGUGGCCAAGAGAUACGAGGAAAACCAGGCAUGAAUUGGUGGUGACAGCUGACGAGGGCAUCAUCUCCAUUGAUUCUCCUGAUUAAAGCAUCCCAAAUCAUGUGUCACUGUGUUAUGAGAACGAUUGAGAUGAUGUCUGAAGUCUGAACACAAAAGUUGUUGUCUUGCAAGUUACAGAUGUUAGCUGUAUGAACAAGUGUGGACAGAAUCUGCAGAUGGGGAUGGAUCAUUUUAGUGCUGUUCGUUUUGUUGGUUUCUUUGGGGUAUGGAUGAUUAUACCUGCAAAUGGCUGGCAGUGCAAUUGUGCAAGCAAUGGCAUAUUCACACAUUUGGGCGUC
Messenger RNA from Oryza brachyantha (malo sina), 1123 nucleotides. RefSeq names its product probable peroxygenase 5. The record is from RefSeq and is a predicted model, not a curated record. Lineage: Eukaryota; Viridiplantae; Streptophyta; Magnoliopsida; Poales; Poaceae. Bases 148 to 819 code for a protein of 223 amino acids. The transcript is spliced from 6 exons. Gene Ontology annotation, molecular function: monooxygenase activity; calcium ion binding.